AUAAAAUAACAACUGAUAUAUUUUUAAGAUAGCCACAUAUAUAGGUUUUGGUUUUCUUAGUACAGGUUGAUUAAUUAAAUUGUUACAAUAUGAAGCUUUUAGUGAUACCGGUUCUCCUCCUCGUGGGAGUCUCCAAUGCAUCUCUUCUAGGAAAAAAUGGAAUCCUAGCAAACACGGCUAAUCAACUUGGCAUCGGCAAUAUCAUUAACGUCGGUGCGGACGCUGAAGCUAAUCUUUUAGGAAACAAAGUUGGUGUUGAUGGUGCAGUUGGCGUUGGUGGCCAAGGAAUUGGGGCCCAUCUCGCAGGAGAUGCUGAUGUUUUGGGACAGAAGGUUAAUGUCCAUGGUGAUGUGCUUGAGGGACACGCUAUUGACCAACAGAACCACGAAGUCUUUAGAGACAACACAGGACGUCAAUACACCCUUCAACGUCAGUACAUCGGUUCCAACUCCGUCUUGGUAAGAAAAUACUUGGACAAUGGACAAAUUUACCUCGAUGGCGCAAACCAGAAUAAUAUAUUGCAACAUUCUCAAAGCGGUAGCCUUGUUAUUAACGGAAACAGUGGCUCCAGUGGUAUAGUCAUCAUCGGCGGAAAUCAAGGACAGCAAGGAGGACUCAUCAUUAACGGAGGGUCAGGUUGGCCAACCACAAAUAUAGGAGUAGAUACCGGUCUCGCUGGUCUACUAAGGAAUAUUAAGAGAGUAUCACCGCUAGAGUGGCAAGAAUGGCUGCUUGCACAAAAACAAAGGAAUAAAUACAUUGAUCUAACGAUUAUUGAAAACUGGAUCAAUCAGCAACAUCAAUUAUUGAAGGUAGAUACUGCAGUUAUAGAGGGAUGGAUCAUUCAGCAACAAAACUUAAACCCCAACUUCUUGUAUAACUGGAUCAUUAAUCACCAGGUUCCUAAUAUUUUAGGCAACGUAAGGCCUCCAAUUGAUCAAGGUUGGAAUGGACAAUUGAGACCGCCAAUAGCAUCUCCAGAAGUUUGGCAACAAUGGGUACUCCAGCAAAGACUAAAGAGCAACCUUGAUUUAACUGUUGUCGAAAAUUGGAUCUACCAGCAAAAUAAGGCAUUGAAUCUGAAUGUUGACUUUUUGAGGGGAUGGGUCAUUCAGCAACAACAGUUGAAUCCUAGCUUUUUAUACAAUUGGAUAGUCAGGAAACAGGUUCCUAAUAUUUUCGGCGGUGGAAUCAGUCCACCAAUAUUCGACCCAAACACAAAUAUAGAUACAGGUUUCAUCCCUGCUCCAUUGAGAGAACUAUUAAAGCUUAAGAAAGUAUCACCUCUACAAUGGCAAGAAUGGCUGCUUGACCAAAAACAAAGGAACAAAUACAUUGAUAUAACGCUUAUUGAAAACUGGGUUAACCAGCAACAUCAACUAUUGAAGGUAGAUAUUGGAAUUAUAGAGGCAUGGAUCAUUCAGCAACAAAACCUGAACCCCAGCUUUUUGUAUAACUGGAUAAUUCUAAAACUGGUUCCUAAUAUUUUGGGCAAUACAAGUGACCCAGCUUGGGAUGGACAAAUAAGACCACCAGCAAAAGAUCAAAUUUGGCAACAAUGGCUAAUCCAGCAAAGACAAAAGACCAAUCUUGAUUUAACUCCUAUCGAAUACUGGAUCAACGAGCAACAUAAAACAUUGAAUUUGGAUAUCGACUUUUUGAGGGGAUGGAUCAUGCAGCAGCAACUGUUAAAUCCUAGCUUUUUAUACAACUGGAUAAUUAAGAACCAAGUACCCAAUAUUUCAGAUGGUAAUGAACCAAUAGUACCAACAAAACAGCAAAUUUGGCAACAAUGGCUAAUCCAGCAAAGGCAAAAGACAAAUCUUGAUUUAACUCCUAUCGAAUACUGGAUCAACGAGCAACGUAAAACAUGGAAUUUGGAUGUUGAUUUUUUGAGGGAAUGGAUCAUGCAGCAACAACAGUUAAAUCCUAACUUCUUAUACAACUGGAUAAUUAAGAACCAAGUACCCAAUAUUUCAAAUGGAAGAGAACCAAUAGUACCAACAAAAGAGCAAAUUUGGCAACAAUGGCUUAUCCAGCAAAGGCAAAAGACAAAUCUUGAUUUAACUCCUAUCGAAUACUGGAUCAACGAGCAACGUAAAACAUGGAAUUUAGAUGUCGACUUUUUGAGGGAAUGGAUUAUGCAGCAACAACAGUUAAAUCCUAACUUUUUAUACAACUGGAUAAUUAAGAACCAAGUACCCAAUAUUUCAAAUGGAAAAGAACCAGUAGUACCAACAAAAGAGCAAAUUUGGCAACAGUGGCUAAUCCAGCAAAGGCAAAAGACAAAUCUUGAUUUAACUCCUAUCGAAUACUGGAUCAACCAGCAACAUAAAACAUGGAAUUUGGAUGUCGACUUUUUGAGGGAAUGGAUCAUGCAGCAACAACAGUUAAAUCCUACCUUUUUAUACAACUGGAUUAUUAAGAACCAAGUUCCCAAAAUUUCAAAUGGAAAAGAACCAAUAAUAGAACCAUCAGUAGAACCAACUUGGAAUAUCGAUAGAGUAUCCCCAGAAGUUUGGCAACAAUGGUUAAUACAACAAAAGCAAAGAAACAACAUUGAUAUAACUGUUAUUGAAGACUGGAUUAAUGAGCAACAUAAAGUAUUCAAGCUAGAUGUCGGAUUAUUAGAGGGAUGGAUUAUCUACCAACAAAGAUUAAACCCUAGCUUUUUGUACAACUGGGUAAUUAAGAAGGAGGUACCCAAUAUUUCAGCCGAAAAAGUAACCCCAGAAGAGUGGCAACAAUGGAUAAUUCAACAAAAGCAAGAGAACAACAUUGAUUUAAGUGUUAUCGAAAACUGGAUCUACCAGCAACACCAGCUAUUAAACCAAGACGUAGGAGAUUUGGAAGGUUGGAUCAUACAGCAACAAAAGUUGAAUCCUAGCUUUUUGUACAACUGGAUCAUCAUGAAGGAGGUUCCUCAAAUUCCAUCCCAAUGGAUUAUCCAACGUAAUGAAACACAAGUUGAAGAAACAGAAGUUUCCCAUCUAUGGAUAAACGGACAGGUUGUUGAAAGCGUACCACCAGGUGUUUGGCAGAAAUGGAUAAUUGAACAAAAAGAUAAAUACAACAUCGACAUUAGCGUUGUAGAAAAUUGGAUAAAUCAACAACACCAACAGUCAAACAUAGAAGUUGGAUUCUUGGAAGGGUGGAUCAUCCAACAACAAAAAGCCAAUGCUAACUUCUUGGUCAACUGGAUAUUCAAAAAACAAGUUCCCAGUUUUUCAUACGAAUGGAAAAUUGAACGUGUAGUCUCAGAAGCAUCUAAAGAUGCGGGUACUUUCAAGGUUUGGAUCAAUGAUAAAAGGGUUGAGAAAGUUAACCCUGAGGUUUGGGAAAAAUGGAUCAAUGAACAACAAGAAAGGGACGGCAUUGAUGUAAGUCUUGUAGAGAAUAUUAUCAGCCAAUGGAGCGAAGGGCUGAAGUGUGAUGCUGCAUAUUUGGAAGCAUGGGUAAUUCAAGAACAACAAGCUGACCCCAAAUUUUUGAACAGAUUGACAGUCGAAGGGAAAAGUCCCGCUCUUUCCUACAAGUGGAAGAUUGAAAAACAGACAAUAAAACCUGUAGUCACAAGCAGCUCUUCACAUUCCCUAACAUGGAAAGUAGAAAACGCCAAAAAACAGUAGAAAUAUCAAUAAAAUAUUGUGUAUAAUUUAGUCACAGACAGUUUGAAAAUGACUAGUCGGUUAUGUUCUUUUUCCCAAUACUUUGUUGUAAAACUUUUAUCUAUUUGUGUAUUUAAAUAAAAUUAUAAAAAUUUU
Messenger RNA from Diabrotica virgifera virgifera (western corn rootworm), 3764 nucleotides. RefSeq lists its product as uncharacterized. The record is from RefSeq and is a predicted model, not a curated record. The coding region runs from base 90 to 3629 and encodes 1179 amino acids. Lineage: Eukaryota; Metazoa; Arthropoda; Insecta; Coleoptera; Chrysomelidae. The transcript has 4 exons.